AUGACAAACCAGAGGAGCAGGACGAAGACGAGGGCGAAGCACAAAUCGAAGAAGAGCAACCUCGUAACCGUCGACGCGUCCAAGUUAUCCUCGCACGACCAAGUUCCUCCUCGGGUGAAGAAGAGGACAACAAAGGCCGCAAUUCGCACAAAUCCUCCAACAAAUGACCAAGCGAAAGUCGCAGACAAUCGACCGUGUGCCAACUCUAAAAACGAUCUUCGUUCAAUCAUCGAAGAGUCCAAGGUUAAAAGAGUCGACGACUCCAGUGUUCAACCCCAGCUCAAGCCACGAGUCGUCAACCUACGCGAUCAGCUCAACUCGAAAUCAGAAGACCUCAGGAUCAAGCUCAACCGACCUACACAUUCUGACUUACGACGAAAGCUGAAGGUCACGAAAGCCAAGAACGGUGACGCACACGAACCUAUUGUCGAGGACUCGUCUACUGACCAAAGGGUCCAUCUACAAAACAGACGGGUCGAGCGCUCUCCCUUCUUAAACGUGAUUAUGGGAGGCACGCCACCUUGCGGCGACUCGGUUCGGUCAGUCAAGGACCAUCGACGACAUGCAGUAACCUCGAAGAAAUGGCCAUCGAAACCUGAGAAUGAUCCCUCGAUCACUUUCUCAUCUGACGAUGCCAUCGGCGUUCACGUACCUCAUAACGACCCCCUACUCGUCGAAGUAGGAAUCACGAAGUGCGACGUCGCCAAAGUUUUAGUCGAUACUGGCAGUUCGGUUGAUCUGAUCUUUCGCGAUACAGUCGAUAAGAUGGGAGUCGAUUUGCGCGAUAUGAAACCGUCGUCUCGCUCCCUCACCGGAUUCAACGGGGCUUCCGAGACAAUGAUCAGAAUGAUCAAGCUCCCAGUCUACGCGUGUGGAGUAACACGCACAGUCAAGUUUUCCGUUAUCCGAACAAAGGCUCCAUAUAACGCAAUCCUCGGGGUUACAUUCAAUGAAAGAAAUACCAUCGACGUAUCAUCAGUGCGUGAAGUUCCCAGGACCGAACGGUCAAGUGUAGACACUUCGUGGUGA
Brassica oleracea var. oleracea is the source of this 1029-nucleotide messenger RNA. RefSeq lists its product as uncharacterized. The coding region runs from base 1 to 1029 and encodes 342 amino acids. NCBI's taxonomy places the organism in Eukaryota, Viridiplantae, Streptophyta, Magnoliopsida, Brassicales, Brassicaceae. The transcript has 2 exons. The record is from RefSeq and is a predicted model, not a curated record.